AUGGUACCCUGGGAGAUUGGCAGCUUGGAGGGGACUCAAGCCGGUGUCUCUGAAUCAAGCAAAGCCAAGAAACCUUGUUUAGAUUUAGAACAAGUCAUACAGUCCAACAAUGAUAUCAAUAUUGAAGCUGGUGGAGCCCAUCAAAGCAAGGGAAGAUACAUGGAUUGGGAUGCACCCCAAGUGAGCCGAAGAACACCAUUUCAUCCAAAAGAUGUCCUUACCUGGAAAUCAGAGGAAACCCUUGCAAACAUGUCAUUAGAGGCUUAUGCACCCCUCACACCCAGGCUUUUUGGAUACCAAGGAGAUGAGGAAACUAUUGCAGAACUGAUUAAUUUUCUGAACUCAGUACUUGAGAGGCAUCCCAGCAAAAUGAAAUUUGCUCCUGAGGAUCAAGAUCAUCCAGGAAUGGCUCAAUUUCUAAAAGAUCAGGUCCGGAGCCUGAUUUAUGGGACUGUUUUUUUCCUUCGUGACAAAGGUAUAGAGAAUUAUGGAAACAAGUAUGGUCUUUCAAGUCGCGCUCAUCCAAUGAGAAUGGUGCAAUCUGUGAUUGCAGAGCUUGAUGAUCUUCAAUUGGAAAAGGCCAUGAAUAAUAUAUCAUUGGAGCAAUUCUUUGGAGUGGUACCAAAACUUUUUCCCACUUUGAAGGGGCCAGCCGGAGAUGCAUGGAAGGAUAUCAUAAGAAACAACCCUGAGAUUGGGAAACCUGGCCAAGAAAAAUGGCUAUACACACUCAUUCAAAAAACCAAGGCAGAGUUUGAUAGAAUGAAAAUUCGAUAUAAAAACCUUGGUUUUGCAAAUAUUGAUGAUCCAAGCAAAUUGGUCAACACAGUUAUUUCAGAAAUGAAUCAAGCAAAAGAAGCCAUGCAACCACCCUCGUCCCCCCGAGCAGAGCCAUCCACGCUGGCAUUCGUUCGACUGAAUCGGAACAGGAACGUCUAUCGGCGGACCAACAAACAGCUGGUCAUCGAUGUCGACUCAGACUCAUCCAACCAGGACGACGAGCCGGCAGCGCAGACACGCCCUCCCAUUGUAACCCAAACACCCAUCCAGCGAACAGCCCCAAGCCACAUCUCGAUCGACUCAGACACUGAAUCAGACCACCCGUCCCCAUCGAAGGCCCAGUUACCCCAAAGGCCAGUCAUCAUCUCAAUCGACUCCGACACUGAAUCAAACCAAUCCACCCACCAAUCCCCAUUGGCUAAGCUACCUCCGAGAAAAGUAUCAAAUAUCCAUAAUGACUCGCCCCUGAACCGAAAACUCACUCGGCUAUCCAAGCCCCCCAAUCAUCCAAGCACAGUCCAACUAGAACCUCGACCUAGUCAACCAGUCAAGCCAAAACCGCGUCACAGGGUGGUCUUUGUCAGAACUUUGCCACACUCUCCAGUCGUACUGAUUCCUCGGAUACCAAGGAAAUUAAUAGCCGCGCAAAAGCAUGUUCUUCAGCCCUCGCCGACACAGCAGGCACCUACAAUCGAUCCUCAUCCACCUCCUCAAAAUGACGCGCCGGCCGUUCAACCCACCGCUGCUGCCGCUCCACGCGAAGUUCGUGGGCGAAUGUCCAUGGUCACCGGCUCGGCCAGAAGAAGUCGCUUCCUGGAUUUACUGCAGUCUCAAAAACUGCCCCCUGGCUCAUCCCCUCUGAGACAUCCCAGUCCUCAGACCCCACGCCAACUAGUAGUCCCAAUCUCAUCACGCAAAAUUUCAUGCCACUCUCCGCUGAUCUCUCAUCAUCAAAUAACCAACAGAAGUCCCUACGUAAACCGCGCGAUCAAUGAUGGAAUCUCAAGUCUUCUGCAGAUCUGUAAUCAAACGCAUGUCCUUAACUUUACUACGACCGUCGAGAGCAUCGAGAAGAAGGCGGUCUCAAAUCGACUAUCUAAUCUCCGGACCAAGACCAAAGGAAAGUGGGAGAAGAUUGGCGAAGCGACCUACUCCGAAGUGUUUUGUUGGUCUCCUAACCAGCUUGGGGUUUCACACGAGAGCGGUGGGAACGACAAGAAAUCGCUGGAAUCUAAGAUUGUCAUGAAGAUCAUCCCGAUCAAACGGCUGAAGAAGUCAUACCUCAAAGCCCAAGUGACCACCACCACCACUACUACUAGCGUGAUCAAUGAGAAUCGAAACGAGUCUUCGCCGGAUGAGAUCGGUAAUCAAUCUCUGGAAAAUGAAUUCCCACUGGAAACUGAUUGUCUGGAUGCCGAAAAGGAAAUCAAACUGGCUCAAUUGCUGGGCUCUAAGUCAGCCGAAGGAUUUAUCGAUUUUAAAGGUUGCUUUGUGGUUUCAGGUGAAUACCCCCGAACCUUAUUGAAAGAAUGGGAUAAGUACCGGAAAAAGUUUCCAAAACUAGCUGAAAAUCCGAGGCCAGGUAAAUUUGCAGCCACUCAGCUGUAUUGUUGCUUAUUAUUUGCACAUGCAGGUAAAGAUCUGGAGGCGUCAACUUUAAAUGGAUGGCAACAAGCUGCUAGUGUCCUUGAACAAGUUACCCGUGCUCUAAGUCAGGUUGAAGAUGAGUAUGAAUUCGAACACCGAGAUUUACAUUGGGGAAAUCUUUUGAUCCAUUCAGUAGAACCGCCUCCUUCACAGCUUCCACGCCCGACAAAUACUAACUGCAAGAGUCGAGUGAAGAUUGCCGAGGUGGAUGUCAGCGAAUUAACCAACUCCAUGGGUGGGAUCGGAUUGAACAAACCUUCAACAGCUAUCACAGACCCCUUAGAGCCAGAGACUAGCGGUGUUGGGGUAUCGAUCAUUGAUUACGGUUUGUCAAGAGCCAAGAUAGUCAAUAAUAAGGCUGGUAAUACUUACUCUAAGGUCAAGAAGGGUGGCCCAAAAGCCUUGCCCGUCAAAGAUCAUGAGAUACUUUGGACUGAUCCUGAUCACGACAUCUUUGGCGCUUCGGGUGGCGACUAUCAAUUCGAUUGUUAUGACUUGAUCAAUCUUACCAGAGAAAAUAAACCUUGGUCGGCGUUUAAUCCCAUAAGUAAUAUCAUUUGGUUACAUUAUCUAACGAAGAAAUUGAUCGAAGAGAAAUCGAUUGCUAGACCGACAUUCAGCGAUACGACGACCACACAAAAAGAUAGACGAAAAACGACGACGGCCGCGGCGGCAAGAGGGAAACGAGCAACUGCUAAUCAGAAGCUGAAAGGCAAGAAUGCAAGGUAUAGCAGCCAUCCGAGCACCGAAAGGAAUGGAGGGCAAGAAGAAUAUGAGAACGGGAUUGAUAUGGAUGAGGAAGCGAAGAAGAUGGAGCGGAAAUCGAGGAUCGAACGCGAAUGCUACCACCUCCUCGUUGUCUCUCAACGCUUCUUGCACGACCUGAUUCAGCUCAAAGUCGAGCGUAUUCACCAACGUUCAAAUCGAGUUUCGGGCGCUACGACGGGCGGGGAACAUAACGAGGAUACUCAAAAACCUCUGAAACCAUCAACCACUCUUCUCUCUAGGUCCUCAUCCCGCGCAGCCCAUGUGGAUGCCGAUCAGCGACCACAGACGAAAGCGCGAUCGAUGGCCGUGCCCGACGAUGUGGACGAGCGCGCCGAGAAGCUGGCCCUCUUUCGCCAGAUCUUACGGCCGGCUGCAGCUGCUGCUGCCCCCCACUCCGAUCCUAAACCCCAGGCCGAUGCCCGGCUCCUCCAAGACGUCUCUCUCAACGCGGCCAUCGACACCAUGUAUACCACCGUCAAUCAGCCCUUCUUGGCCCAGGUCACUGACGCUUUCAAGAAGAAAAAGGACAAAGAACCCUCUUUCACCUCGUUCUUUCUGGACUGGUUCACCGCUUACAAAGCUCAUGCCCUUGGGUAUCUAUCAGUAUAA
This is a messenger RNA of Puccinia triticina, 3804 nucleotides long. RefSeq lists its product as uncharacterized. Gene Ontology annotation, cellular component: nucleus; cytoplasm. The transcript is spliced from 17 exons. Lineage: Eukaryota; Fungi; Basidiomycota; Pucciniomycetes; Pucciniales; Pucciniaceae. The record is from RefSeq and is a predicted model, not a curated record. Gene Ontology annotation, biological process: mitotic cell cycle; intracellular signal transduction. Gene Ontology annotation, molecular function: histone H3T3 kinase activity. The coding region runs from base 1 to 3804 and encodes 1267 amino acids.